Messenger RNA from Spinacia oleracea (spinach), 2467 nucleotides. Its product is annotated as probable glucuronoxylan glucuronosyltransferase IRX7. The record is from RefSeq and is a predicted model, not a curated record. Bases 628 to 2022 code for a protein of 464 amino acids. Gene Ontology annotation, biological process: glucuronoxylan biosynthetic process. The transcript has 3 exons. Lineage: Eukaryota; Viridiplantae; Streptophyta; Magnoliopsida; Caryophyllales; Amaranthaceae. Gene Ontology annotation, molecular function: glycosyltransferase activity.
CUUUUUUUUUACAAAGUUCUUUACUCCCUAUUUUCUCUUCUUCAUCCCUCUUCUCUUUUGUACACCUAAACCAUUUAACCAAACUCAUGAUCUGAUAUCGAAUCUCGCUUACAUUAUUACCUUAUGUCUUUAUCAUACUCCAUAUUUUUCUUUUUAUAGACCUAGCCUAAACCAUAACCAAAAUAAUUAUCGUGAUAGCUAAUCUUGUUUACAUUACCGUCCUGGCCUAUGUAAUAGGGUCGACAAAUGAGAAACAAGUAGUACUCAUCACAACAACAAUAAAUCAAUAAUACAUCAUAUGUACAUCAAUAAUAGCAUCCCCAUACCAUACCAUACACCCCAUUAAUUGAAAGCAUAACAGAAAUCAACCAAAUCCAAUACAAUAGUAGUAGCAUCGAUCUCUAUCUAUCUCUUCCCAACUACACUUACAAAAAAACCUUCAUCAUCUUUAAGCAAAAACGAACCCCCAACAAACUCUCUCUUUCUCUCUCCUCAGCUCCCCCUAAUCUUUGUUCCUUCUUCUCUACUUUUGAGUUUUGAUCCCCAACACCAAACCUAGAAAACCCCAUUUCAACCAACUCACACCCAAAUCAAAAAUCUGUUUUCCCUCAAAAAUCGGUCCUAAAAAUGGUGAAUUUGAACAUACCCAUCAAAGGGAGGAAAGGUUUUUAUGUAAGAAUGAAGUUCUUGCACUCAAAUAACAAACAUGGUAGACCAAAAGACAUUAAUAACAAAAGAAACUCUCAAUUCUUUUAUAGAAGCUUCAAAUGGUUCGUUUGGUUCUUCAUUUCAUUCUACCUUUUCAUCUCUUUCCCUCCCUUUAAAAAUACAAAUGAUAGCCAAUCUCCCCCUUCUCCGCUUUCGGGUUCGGGUUCGGGUUCAGUUUCAGCUUCCGUUGUCCAACACAAUCGCCUCGACGAAUCUUCGGAAACAUAUUCGGAAGUAUUGAACCAUGUCAAGAUAUUUGUUUACGAAUUACCAGAUAAAUACAACAAGGAUUGGGUUAACGAAAGGUGCAGCAAACAUUUAUUCGCAUCAGAAGUUGCUAUUCAUAGAGCUUUAUUAGAAAGCGAUGUACGAACUUUUGACCCAAAUGAGGCCGAUUUCUUCUUUGUUCCUGUCUAUGUUUCUUGCAACUUUAGCACCGUUAAUGGCUUCCCUGCUAUCGGACACGCUCGUUCCCUCAUUUCCUCCGCCGUUAACUUAAUCUCCUCCGCCUACCCUUUCUGGAAUCGCAGCCGUGGCGCCGACCAUAUCUUCGUCGCUUCUCACGAUUUCGGCGCCUGUUUUCAUACCAUGGAGAAUGUAGCAAUCGAAGACGGAAUAAUGGAGGGUUUGAGAGGGUCAAUAAUUUUGCAAACUUUUGGCGUGAAAUACAAGCACCCAUGUCAAGCGGCGGGGAAUGUAGUUGUGCCGCCAUAUAUACCGCCGGAAAGUGUACGGAAGACGGCGGAGAGGUGGGCAUUGGAUGGUCGUCGUGAUAUAUUUGCAUUCUUCAGGGGUAAAAUGGAGGUCAAUCCUAAGAAUGUCAGCGGUCGCUAUUACAGCAAGGCUGUAAGGACCCACAUUUGGAGGAAAUACAACAAUGACCGGAGGUUCUACUUGAAGAGGCAUAGGUUUGCCGGUUACCAGUCAGAAAUCGCACGUUCUGUGUUUUGUUUAUGCCCCCUAGGGUGGGCCCCAUGGAGUCCACGCCUAGUCGAAUCGGUUGCGCUUGGUUGCGUACCCGUCAUCAUAGCGGACGGAAUUAAGUUACCCUUCGACGACGUCGUGCCAUGGGCGGAGAUAUCACUCACGGUGGCGGAACACGACGUCGCGAAACUAGGCUCCAUCCUUGAUCACGUUGCCAAAACCAACCUCACGGUCAUCCAAAGGAAUCUGUGGGACCCAGAAGUGAGGAGGGCCCUCCUUUUUAACGAUCAGAUCGAAAAAGGAGAUGCCACGUGGAAUGUGAUUCGUGCUCUUGCUAAAAAGAAGCACCACUCCCUGGCCCACCGUAAGUCGAGGGUUUCCGUCCAAUGAGGGUAGUCCACGUGGGAGUCUGUUAAUGGUGGGGUCAGUUGUCUGAAAAGUUGCCAGCUGUUAUUUCGAAAUGAAGAAAGGAUAUAAUGGAGGCCAGUUGGAAAAUUUUCUUGGGAGUUGUCACUAAGCUAGCUGUGAUGUUUUUUAUUACCAUUAUUUUUCUGACACAAGAAAGAUAAGAUUGGGUGACACUAUAUUGGUUUAGUGACGUGGCUAUAUUUGGUUGGAUGUGGUGGUCGGUUUCAGCAUGUGAUGAGAGAGAGAAUUAUGAGAUUCAUUUCAUUUUUUGGUUACUUUAUACAGAGAGAUUAUUGAGUAUGUAAAUGGGAAUAGGUCAUGCCAUAAAAGACCCUGUAAAGUUAGGGUGUAUACAUUGUACAGUUGAACAUUGAAAUGAGGUUUAUAGAUUUUGAAAGAAAAUGGAUCGCAAAUAACUUUUCUACUA